Messenger RNA from Dermatophagoides pteronyssinus (European house dust mite), 3107 nucleotides. RefSeq lists its product as uncharacterized. The record is from RefSeq and is a predicted model, not a curated record. Gene Ontology annotation, biological process: intracellular sterol transport. Gene Ontology annotation, molecular function: sterol binding; sterol transfer activity. NCBI's taxonomy places the organism in Eukaryota, Metazoa, Arthropoda, Arachnida, Sarcoptiformes, Pyroglyphidae. Gene Ontology annotation, cellular component: endoplasmic reticulum membrane; plasma membrane; endoplasmic reticulum-plasma membrane contact site.
UUUUUUUUUUUUUUUGUAAUUUUUCUUUUGUCUAAUGAAUUUUUUUACAAUUUUUUCUCUCAUUUAUAAAAGACAACCAUAGUGAAAUGUUAUUUUUUUAAAUGAACAAUUAAAAAAUUUUCUCAACAACAAAAGCAAUAAAUAAAAUGAUACAAUCGAAUCCGAUUAUAAUUGUUGAUCAAUGUCAUCCAACAACAACAACAAAUUCAAAUAAUCAUUCCAAUAAUAAUAAUAAUGAACUAAGCAAUAAUAAUUAUAAUGAUGAUAUCGAUGUUGAAAUGGUUGAAGAAGCAACUGAAUAUUUAAAUGAUUUCAAUGAUGAUAAUAAUUAUUUAAUCAAGAAUCACAUUGAUGAUAAUGAUGAAAAUUAUGAUAAAAAUUUGAUUGAAAAAUCAUCAUCAUCAUCAUUAUCGAUUGAUUCAAUAUUAAUGGAAACUGAACCAAAUGUUGAACAAUUAUUACAUGAAUCAAUGUUACGACAACGAUAUCGUCAAAAUUCAACACCAAAUCUUUUAUUAACAACAACAACAACUGCUACAAAUAAAAAACAUAAUGUAAAAAUUCGACCAAACAAUAGUGAUAAUAAUCUAGUCAUAAAGACAAUAAUAGAUAAUAAUAAUAUUAAUGUUAAUGUUAAUAAUCAAGAAAAUUCUUUAAAUUCAUCAUCAUCAUUGGGACAAAUUGAUUUAGAAUUAUUAAUGAAAUAUGAUGAUGAUGAUAAUAAUGUUGAUGCUGCUGUUGUACCAUUUUCACUCGAUGAUGAUGAUGAUGACGAUGAUGAUCAAAUAAAUACUGUACAAUCUUCAUCAUUGAAUGAAUUAUCAAGAUCGAUUGGAAAAAUGGGUGCAGAAACAUUUCGCCAAUUACCACAACAAUCAUCAUUAUCAUCAUUAUCGGAUAAGAAAUUAAAUUCAAAAAUUAAAGAUCAAAAUCCUACAAAUAUUUUAGAUAAUGUUUCAAUUGGAAAUCAGAUGAAGAAAUCUGAAACUAUCAUUAAAGGUAUUGUGACCACUAGCAUAACAACAACAACAACAACAAUACCGGCUAUAACAUCGAAACAACAACAACAACAACCAAUUGUGGCUAAUAUAUCACCGGUGAUACAACCAUCAACAACAACAACAACAACGAUUAUGAAUCGUAAACGACGAUCAAAUAAUUUUCUUUCAAAUAUUAUAUCAGUUUCUUAUAGACAAAAAUCAAUAGAAUAUUAUAAAUUAUUUCGUAAAAAUAUUGGUAAUAAUGAAUUAUUAAUUGGUGAUUUUUAUUGUGCAUUAAAUGCAAUACAAGGACGAAUGUACAUAUCAAAAGAUCAUUUUGCAUUCCAUCAUAAUAUAAUGGGAAUGUUUGCCAAAAGUUUGAUCUGGAAUUGUUCAAAUAUAAUUGCAAUAAAUAAAGCUAAUACAGCAUUAGUAAUACCGAAUGCAAUACAAUUAACUGUUAAACAACAACCAAUAUCAAUAUCGAUGACAUCUUCGAUCAUUAAUAAUGGUAAUGGAGAAAAAAAUGACAGUGAUAAAGAUUCAUCAAUUUCCAUAUCAUCAUCAUCAUCAUUAUCAUCAACAUCAACGACAUUGCCUAUUAACAACAAUGUUGAACAACAACAACAGCAAAAAUAUUUAUUCACAUCAUUUACACAACGUGAUAAAAUAUUUGCAUUAAUGGAAACAGUUUGGCGACGAUCAAAUCAGAAUCGUUCAUUAUCGAAUCAAGAAAUAUCUGAUCUAGUACAUAGAUUCUAUGGUGAUGAUCUUGGUUUUAUGGAUGAUAAAGAAGAACAAGAUUUUUUUGCUGAAGAAAUUCUAGCAAAUCAAAUUGAUGAAAAUGAUCAUGAUGAUGAUCAUGAUGAUGUUGUUGUUGUUGUUGGUGGUGUUGGUGGUGAUCAAAUUGAUCCGUUGGUUGUUGAUAUUGAUCAAAAAACUUCUAUACAGGUUCAUCAGGAAAAAGAUCAAGAUCAAAUUAAAAUGUCAAAUGAUAAUAAUUCAACAAAAUCAUCAGUCGAAAUUGAUCAACAACAGUCGUCACAAAUUUCUGAUGAAUUAACAACAACAAUCGAUACAACAACUGAUGUAAAUUUUAAAUCAAUAAUUCCAAUUGAUUCAUCAACACCUAUUAUUCAAUCAAAAUCAAUCAACAUUUCACCGGAUCAAUCAUUAUUGAAUAAUACGAUUGAAGAAAAUGAACAACAUCCUCCCGAAACAAUUGUAACGGGUGAAAUUGCUCAAGAAAUCAUUCCUGAAGAAUUAAAUUCUAAUCCAACACAAUCAUCAAUAAACAUAUCAUCAAACAAUCAAAUAGUAACAAAUGAAAUGAAAUCAUUGAAUCGAUUUUUUCAGGCAGCUUCAUUAUCGAUGGUUGAAGGUUGUUGUCGUUGUUCAAAACAUCAAGGAACAUUGAUUGUUGAAAAAAUUCUUCCAUUUCCAGUUGAUUAUUUAUUUGAAUUAAUAUUUAUUGAUCAGAAUUUUAUACGUUAUUUACAUAAAACAAGACAAACAACCGGUAUGAAAAUAACAGCAUGGAUGCCAUUUGAAGAAAAAAAUCGACCACAAACACCAUUACCGGAUGGUGAUUAUGAUAUUUGUCGUAGUGAAUAUCGUACAAUGAAAUAUACAAUCAAAUUAACUGGUAUGCCAUUAAUAAAAUCAGCAACCGUAUUUGAAAGUCAAUAUAUUUUACAAAGUGAUUUAAAUCGUGCAUAUUGUCUUUAUACACAGAUCAAAAAUCAAGGUAUACCAUAUUCAGAUUCAUUUCUAGUCAGUACAACAUGGUGUUUAAAUUCAUGUUUACCUGGUGAUCAACAACAACAAACAGCGACAACAACAAUACAAUUACCGACACAUACAAAAUUACGUGUCUAUUUAAAUGUACAUUAUAUAAAAAAUAGUUUAUCAUUAUCAUUAAUGAAAUCAUCGAUUGAAAAAAAUUCUGUACAAGGAUUUCAAGAUCUUAUUGGUGAUUUAUUAAAAUUAUUACGUACAAAUCGUUUUGAUUAUGCAACACAAUCAAUGCUUUUUAAUGAAUCAUCGAAUCUAUUGGUUGAUGGACAACAACAACAAAAUGAGAAAAAUUUUGUUGAUAAAAAAUUGAAAAAUAUUUCAAAAUCAACA